Molecule: messenger RNA, 3049 nt
Organism: Struthio camelus australis
Lineage: Eukaryota; Metazoa; Chordata; Aves; Struthioniformes; Struthionidae
Source: RefSeq, a predicted model, not a curated record
AUGCAACUACAUUCGUUUAAUCCAGUAACGCUGAAAUAUUAUUUUUUUAUUUUCCCUCUCCUCAGACAAAAAGCACUGGCAUCCACAGGUGGAAGAAGUGUUCAAGCAGCAUGCGACUGGCUGUUCUCCCAUGUGGGUGACCCAUUCCUUGAUGACCCCCUGCCUCGGGAGUACGUCCUUUACCUGCGCCCCACUGGGCCCUUGGCUCACAAGCUGUCUGAAUUCUGGCAACAGUCGAAACAGAUCUGUGGGAAGAACAAAGCUCAUAACAUUUUUCCACAUAUCACCCUUUGCCAGUUCUUUAUGUGUGAAGACAGCAAGGUCGAUGCUCUCACCGAAGCUCUGCAGGCCACUGUGAUGCGAUGGAAAUGCAAAUUCCCUGCCCCUCUGCCUUUGGAGCUCUACACAUCCUCAAACUUCAUUGGGCUUUUUGUCAAGGAAGAAAGUGCUGAGGUGCUCAAGAAAUUUGCUGCAGACUUUGCUGCAGAGGCUGCUUCUAAAGCAGAUGUUCACGUAGAGCCCCAUAAGAAGCAGCUCCAUGUGACACUAGCCUAUCACUUCCAAGCCAGCCACCUGCCCACGCUGGAGAAGUUAGCACAGAACAUCGAUGUCAAGCUAGGCUGUGACUGGGUUGCUGCAAUAUUCUCCCGAGAUAUACGCUUUGUUAAUCACGAGACUCUGCAAGUGAUCUAUCCUUACACCCCCCAGAACGAUGAUGAACUCGAGCUGGUCCCAGGGGAUUUUAUUUUCAUGUCCCCAGUGGAGCAAACCAGUACAAGUGAGGGCUGGAUUUAUGGCAUUUCCCUUGCAACUGGCUGUUCUGGGCUACUGCCUGAAAAUUACAUCACGAAGGCGGAUGAAUGUGGGACCUGGGUGUUUCAUGGGUCGUACUCAAUUCUGAAUACCACGCUGUCCCCAUCCCUUCAAGCCUUCACUGAUGGAGCCCUGGAAAGAAGACAGCAGGAAGACCAAGGACCUGGGGACGCAGGGCCACUCACGAUUAUCUGCCAGAACAUGCAGCCCCUGAGAAUAACCAGUCAACCAGGGCCUCAGAAACGCUGCCUUUUUGUCUGCAGACAUGGGGAGAGAAUGGAUGUUGUUUUUGGGAAGUACUGGUUGUCACAGUGCUUUGAUGCCAAAGGAAGGUAUGUGCGUAGUAACCUGAAUAUGCCUCACAGCUUACCUCAAAGAAGCGGUGGUUUCAGGGAUUAUGAAAAAGAUGCACCAAUCACUGUGCUUGGCUGUACUCAAGCAAGACUUGUUGGUGAAGCCUUGCUGGAAACUAACACCAUUGUAGACUACAUCUACAGCUCCCCAUCCCUACGGUGUGUACAGACAGCACACUAUAUCCUGAAAGGUAUGCAACAAGAGAACAACCUGAAAAUUCGAGUAGAGCCAGGCUUAUUCGAAUGGACCAAGUGGGUCUCUGGUAACACACUACCUGCCUGGAUAUCCCCUGUGGAUUUAGCUGCAGCUGCUCUAAGCGUUGAUACAACCUACAGACCUCAUAUUCCUGUCAGCAAGUUAGUGGUUUCAGAAUCUUAUGAUACGUACAUAAGUAGAAGCUACCAAGUAACAAAAGAAAUCAUCAGUGAAUGUAAAGGCAAAGGAAAUAACAUUCUGAUAGUGGCACAUGCAUCCUCUCUGGAGGCUUGUACCUGCCAGCUCCAAGGGCUCUCACCGCAGAACUCCAAGGACUUUGUACAGAUGGUCCGAAAGAUUCCAUACCUGGGGUUCUGUUCGUGUGAAGAACUGGGAGAUACAGGUGUUUGGCAGCUUACAGACCCCCCCAUCCUCCCUCUCACACAUGGACCAACUGGAGGCUUUAACUGGAGAGAGACCCUAUUACAAGAAUAGGCAAAGCCACAUGACCAAGCAAAACAAUGGCCUUUCUAAGCAUUGGAGAACGUCUCUUCUUUCUUGUGUUUAUUGACAGUGGAAAAACAGUCAUCGUGUGUUACGUGGCUCACACAAAAAGCUGUUCUAGCAUAUCUCUUACACAGUCAUAGUCAUGCAAACCUUCUCAUAUGCAACUAGGCAAAUAGAAGAGAGCCUGAUUUGGGGGAAGAAAUAUUAAAAUAUAGAUUCCAGCUCUUGCACUGCAAGGAAUCUCUGUUUAGUCAGUAGCUCGGAUAGAUUUUUCCACCAUGAACGGAGCUCUGAUAAUUCCAGUAGCUUUCACCGCCUUCUGCACCAUGUUAGUUCACUGUGUGAAAGUAGAGCGUUCAGGAUGUUUUUUCAUUGCUAUUUUUGCAAGGCAUUAACAGGCUUGUUCAGGACCACGUGUUGACACCUUCCUCACAAGCAACCCCCAAAUUCUCAGCACCUUUCAUAAAGUGUAUCAUCACCUGCUGGAAAAUGAGAGUUCAGCAUUCCCUCUCCAGGCAGCAUCAGAUCAUUCUUCUCUACUUCCCCUACCUACUCCUCCACUGUAUUAGGUGCCUGCGUAACUAUCCUGUUGAGCACACUGUUUGACGCUAAUCUGUGUCAGAGGAGAAUUCUCAGUUUCACAUCAGUUACAGAUGUAGUUUGCACAUCAAAAGAUAGCACUGUUGUGAACGAAGACCAGGAGCAGUUUCUUUUCAGCAGAGGUGAAACAGACCUUUUCCAACCAAACCCAAAGGGUUUAGAAAGGCUUUUCUUUACUCAGAUUACUGAAAUCCACCCCUGUGCAUAGACUAGCCUAAACUGUUUCUGUCAUUUAAAUCCCCUCAGAAGAGCUUCAAGAAGGGUUUUGCCUCUUGCAUUGAGAUUUCGCGCUGGUCAUUUACACAGUGGUGGCUUUCUGUCCCUUGUGAGCUUUUCUGUCAGCACUGGUAAGGUUCUGCAGUAAGCAGCUUUCACCAGGGGGUAAUGAUUAAGUCAAAAAGAUAUGCUGAAUUUCAGCCCUGGCUGAAUGUUUUGCUUCCUUCUCUUUAAUUCCUAAGUGCCAUCUGUCAUACAGACAAAGUAGAGCUGAAAAAAAACAGUACACUGUACUUCAGAAGCAACAUGCUUUGACCUAUUAAGAUGCUAUUUAUCCAGUGGGAGGAGGGUUAAGUUUGGGGGA